Messenger RNA from Gadus chalcogrammus (walleye pollock), 526 nucleotides. RefSeq names its product cingulin-like protein 1. The transcript is spliced from 5 exons. The record is from RefSeq and is a predicted model, not a curated record. NCBI's taxonomy places the organism in Eukaryota, Metazoa, Chordata, Actinopteri, Gadiformes, Gadidae. The coding region runs from base 59 to 505 and encodes 148 amino acids.
GACCGCCAACCAGGCCAGAGAGGACGUCGCCAAGCAACUCAAGACUGCUCAGGAGAAGAUGAUCGACCUGGAGACGGACCUGGAGGAGGUCAACGACAGCGAGCAGAGAUGGGCCGCCAAGCACAAGCGAGCCCUCGAACAGAUGGAACAGCUACAGCAGAAGGUGAUCCAGGAGCAACAUCUGAGCGAACAACUGGACAGUGAGAAGGUCUCCAUGGAACGCCAGCUGCGAGGCCUACGUCUGGAGGUGGAGGAGCUGCACAGCUCCAGGGUGCAGGAGGACGUCAUCUCCAAGUCAGAGGGACGCGUCAAAGAGCUGGAGAACGCCCUGAGGGCCGAGGAGCGGAACAAAUUGGUGCUGAGCAACAAUGUCAACAAGCUGGAGAGGAAAAUCUGUGAGCUCAGUGACCAGAUGGAGGAGGAGCAUCGGAUUUCUACUGAACAGAAAGACCUGGUAGGACACACACUCGCACACACCCACACAAACGCCUAUACACACCUAUGAUACAUUUUGGUUUGGUUUCAU